AUGUGCGUGACUGAGAAAUGGGUUUACCGUGAAUGUGGUUGUCACUACAACCACAACAUCCUAUGCAGUACGUAUCGGCGGAAUCGAGGACCCAAUUUCUCCCCGAAUAUCCAACAGUCCGUGGAUCAAUGGCUCGAAGAGACGGGGACCGAUACCGACACGGCCGCGAAGCAGCUGAGAAGACGCGCGCGCCCUGCCGAUCCGCAGGAAUGUCCUCAGCAUACCACGGUUGAGAAGUCGUUCCUGAAUCAGAUAUGCGAGGACUGUCUUCUGGCAGAGCUCGAUCCAAAACCGCCUGACUUGCAGGAUCCUACUGCACCCGCCAGCCCGGUACCUACUCCCGACAACGGCGAAGGUCUUAUCUGGGACAGCGAAGUCAAAGUCGAAAUUCAGAGUGAAGACAACGGACCAAUUCCCAGGCCGACGACCCCAGAUGUCGGCUUGUCGGACGUUGACUCCCACUCAGACGACCAAAGGAUACUCGAGAGUCACAUCGAGGUCAAGAUCGAAGUCGACUGCUACAGUAACCCUGUGGAAGUUCCUUCGUCUCCGUUGUCCCUGACUGCCGACGAUGAGGCCAGCUCGCAGUCUUGUUCCAUACCGACAUCUCCCACCAGCCCAGCUGCGGCAGACAAUUAUAGUCCUGUGUCUUCACUGUUUCACAAUAAGCGUUACGGUCUGACUUUCCACAGCCCCGUGGUUGCGGACCUCAACGAUGCCGACGAUGAGUUUGACUCCUCACCGGAGCGAUACUAUCAUUUCCCGGCACCGCCAUCUCGAGGAAGGUCCUUCUCGCCCCGAAAUCUGAACAGGAUCGAGCACUAUGCACCUAGUGCGGAGUCAUCUCCUCUGCCAGUCGAGGGCAGUUCCAAUGGCAGCGCGCUCUUAAGAGUUCCAACCUUUAGGUCUUCCUCAAACAAUAUCACUCCCAUGUCCAAGACAGCCGACAAGAGUCAACUAUUCGCCAAUCAUUCAUCCACAAGCCUGCCUCUCUCCUCGGUGUCGACGAAAUUGAGGUCGAGAAAUCCAUUUCGGGGCUUUGGAACUCGAAAGGCCUCCCCUCUCAUUACAGACACGAUCGAGUGCAGACCAGUUCUACUGGCUCACGGAUGUGUUGACACCAGUGAUGUGCCGAUCUCACGCCAGAGGUCCGGCCGGACGUCGCCUUUGCCGCCUCGCAAAUCGAGCCUGAAGAACUGGACAUUCUUCAAGCUUCAUCACGAUAAGCAAGGUGCCCACCCUCGGUCUCAGAGUCGGCUAAGAAGCCUCGCUCCUAGCCCGACAGGUUCUUGGUCACGCAAUCAGCUUGAGCAUGACGAGAAGAUGUACUCACAGUUGAGUGAUUCGGGUUCCGAAUUCGGUUCCGAAAUUGGGAUGCAAGAAGACCACAGACAGGUCAACGUCCUCGAGGAGCCGACUCCCCUGCCAGUGGCAACCGUUUCCAAGCCACCCGCUAGGCAGACAGGGCUUGCCAUAAUAGACAGCGGUAUGACCUUGGACGCGGGUCUUGAGGAGGGAGCGAGAAUACAAAUGCAAUCCCACCUCGAGCUUGCAUACGGGAUUGUAUACGACAGUGACAUAUUCCAGCAUGAUUCUCUUCCGGCCUGGCCAGUGUAUCCGCAAUUACGGCGAACAGAGCUAGAGCGACCAGAUUCGUGGCCUCUUCGAUCAGAGAUCAAGCAGGAAGACCAGGCCCGACCUCAACCUUCUGUCCAUCCUAUGAGGCCUCGUGCCGUGGUGGAAGAGUAUACGGAAGAACUCUCACCUAUGGACGCUUCCAUGGCAGAAGAGAGCGUACAGCCUGACAGAGCGUUGAUGCCCUUACUCCGGCCUGAGCAGGUGCGAGCAGAAAGAGAGGCCAAGAGACCGACCUUCCCUCCACGCAAGAGCUCGCUUAGAACGCGAUUUGAGUUGCGUAGAUCCAAGCGACUCUCAGAAUUCGAGGUGCCGGUGCCGGCUCUCACUACAGCUUCCUGA
Messenger RNA from Capronia coronata CBS 617.96, 1977 nucleotides. RefSeq lists its product as uncharacterized. Lineage: Eukaryota; Fungi; Ascomycota; Eurotiomycetes; Chaetothyriales; Herpotrichiellaceae. The coding region runs from base 1 to 1977 and encodes 658 amino acids. The transcript has a single exon. The record is from RefSeq and is a predicted model, not a curated record.